UAGGAACUAUUUGUGGUCGGCGUGGUGGAAGGACACAGUGAGGUUCUCACCUCCGCCCCCCGCCCGUCGCUCGCAUCCCCAGUUCCAUCAAAGCCAACCCGGGCCAGCGCAGGGAUCUCCGAGUUGAGAGUGUGCUGAGGCUUGGACUGUCACUCAUUCUCCGCUCAGCGCGUGAACGCAGCUCGGCAGUGGCUGGCAAGAAACAAUUCUGCAAAAAUAAUCAUACCCAGCCUGGCAAUUGUCUGCUCCUCGGUCCGUUGCUCCGCCGCCGUCCACAGUUGCUCGUAAGGGGAAGGCACAGAAUUUACCUCGGCCAAAACAUCCCUCCCAGCCGGCAGUUUACAAUGCUGCGAACUAAGGAUCUCAUCUGGACUUUGUUUUUCCUGGGAACCGCAGUUUCCCUUCAGGUGGAUAUUGUUCCCAGCCAAGGAGAAAUCAGCGUUGGAGAGUCCAAAUUCUUCCUGUGUCAAGUGGCAGGAGAUGCCAAAGAUAAGGACAUCUCCUGGUACUCCCCCAAUGGGGAAAAGCUGAACCCAAACCAGCAGCGGAUCUCAGUGGUGUGGAAUGAUGAUGACUCCUCGACACUCACCAUCUAUAAUGCCAAUAUUGAUGAUGCCGGCAUUUACAAGUGUGUGGUUACUGCGGAGGAUGGCACCCAGUCGGAGGCCACUGUCAACGUGAAAAUCUUCCAGAAGCUCAUGUUCAAGAAUGCACCAACCCCACAGGAGUUUAAGGAAGGCGAAGAUGCUGUGAUUGUGUGUGACGUAGUCAGCUCCCUGCCCCCAACCAUCAUCUGGAAACACAAGGGCCGAGAUGUUAUCCUGAAAAAAGAUGUCCGAUUCAUCGUCCUGUCCAACAACUACCUGCAGAUCCGGGGCAUCAAGAAAACAGAUGAGGGCACUUACCGCUGUGAGGGCAGGAUCCUGGCCCGGGGGGAGAUCAACUUCAAGGACAUUCAGGUCAUUGUGAAUGUGCCACCUACUGUGCAGGCCAGACAAAGCAUCGUGAACGCCACUGCCAACCUGGGCCAGUCUGUCACCUUGGUGUGUGAUGCUGAUGGUUUCCCAGAGCCCACCAUGAGCUGGACAAAGGAUGGGGAACCCAUAGAAAAUGAGGAGGAAGAUGAUGAGAAGCACGUCUUCAGUGAUGACAGUUCUGAACUGACCAUCAGAAAUGUGGACAAAAACGACGAGGCUGAGUAUGUCUGCAUUGCUGAGAACAAGGCUGGUGAGCAGGAUGCCUCAAUCCACCUCAAGGUCUUUGCAAAACCCAAAAUCACCUAUGUAGAGAAUCAGACAGCCAUGGAGCUAGAGGAACAAGUCACACUGACCUGUGAAGCCUCAGGAGACCCCAUCCCCUCCAUCACCUGGAGAACUUCCACCCGAAACAUCAGCAAUGAAGAAAAGGCUUCGUGGACUCGACCAGAGAAGCAAGAGACUCUGGACGGACACGUGGUGGUACGCAGCCAUGCUCGUGUGUCCUCCCUGACUCUGAAGAGCAUCCAGUACACAGAUGCUGGCGAAUAUAUCUGCACGGCCAGCAACACCAUCGGCCAGGACUCCCAGUCCAUGUACCUUGAAGUUCAAUAUGCUCCCAAGCUCCAGGGCCCUGUGGCUGUGUACACUUGGGAGGGGAACCAGGUGAACAUCACCUGUGAGGUCUUUGCCUACCCAAGUGCCACAAUCUCCUGGUUCCGAGACGGUCAGUUGCUGCCAAGCUCCAACUACAGCAAUAUCAAGAUCUACAAUACCCCAUCUGCUAGCUAUCUGGAGGUAACCCCUGACUCAGAAAAUGACUUUGGAAACUACAACUGUACGGCAGUGAAUCGCAUUGGACAGGAGUCCUUGGAAUUCAUCCUUGUUCAAGCAGACACGCCAUCUUCUCCGUCCAUCGACCGGGUUGACCCAUACUCCAGCACAGCACAGGUGCAGUUCGAUGAGCCAGAGGCCACAGGUGGAGUGCCCAUCCUCAAAUACAAGGCUGAGUGGAAGUCACUGGGCGAAGAAGCGUGGCAUUUCAAGUGGUAUGAUGCCAAAGAAGCCAACAUGGAAGGCAUUGUUACCAUCAUGGGCCUGAAGCCUGAGACAAGGUAUGCGGUGCGGCUGGCGGCCCUCAACGGCAAGGGGCUGGGUGAGAUCAGUGCAGCCACGGAGUUCAAGACACAGCCAGUCCUGGCUCCUGCUAACUCUUCCACCCUUGUUCCAUUGUCUUCACGAGCUACAACCUGGCCUCUUCCUGUCCUUCCAACCACAGACCUGUCUAGGGAACCCAGUGCACCCAAGCUGGAAGGGCAGAUGGGAGAGGACGGGAACUCCAUCAAGGUGAACCUGAUCAAGCAGGAUGACGGAGGCUCCCCCAUCAGACAUUAUCUGGUCAAGUACCGAGCGAAGCUCGCCUCCGAGUGGAAACCGGAAAUCAGGCUCCCAUCCGGCAGUGACCACGUCAUGCUCAAGUCCCUGGACUGGAAUGCCGAGUAUGAAGUAUAUGUGGUAGCUGAGAAUCAGCAAGGAAAAUCCAAGGCAGCUCAUUUUGUGUUCAGGACCUCAGCCCAGCCCACAGCUAUCCCAGCCAACGGCAGCCCCACCACAGGCCUGAGCACUGGUGCCAUCGUGGGCAUCCUCAUUGUCAUCUUUGUUCUACUCCUGGUGAUCAUGGACAUUACCUGCUACUUCCUGAACAAGUGUGGCCUGCUCAUGUGCAUUGCUGUUAACCUGUGUGGCAAAGCUGGUCCUGGAGCCAAGGGAAAAGACAUGGAGGAGGGCAAGGCUGCUUUCUCGAAAGAUGAGUCCAAAGAACCCAUUGUGGAGGUCCGAACAGAGGAGGAACGGACCCCCAACCAUGACGGAGGGAAGCACACAGAGCCCAAUGAGACCACGCCACUGACAGAGCCCGAGCUGCCUGCUGACACUACAGCCACUGUCGAGGACAUGCUGCCUUCUGUCACCACCGUCACCACUAACUCUGACACUAUCACCGAAACUUUUGCCACUGCUCAGAACAGCCCCACCAGUGAGACCGUUACACUGACUUCCAGUAUUGCCCCACCAGCCACAGCUGUGCCGGACUCAAAUUCUGUGCCCACUGGUCAGGCCACCCCUUCCAAGGGGCCUAGUGUCACUGCCUCGUCCUCACCCUCAGCCUCAGCCCCAAAAGUUGCUCCUCUUGUUGACCUGAGUGAUACCCCAAGCUCAACUACUUCUGCUAGCAAUUUGUCCUCCACUGUCCUAGCUAACCAAGGAGCUGUUCUAAGCCCUAGCACACCUGCCAGUGCCGGGGAGGCCCCCAAGGCUCCUCCAGCCAGUAAGCCUUCCCCAGCUCCAACCCCCACCCCAGCUGGAGCAGCCAGCCCCUUAGCAGCAGUAGCCGCCCCUGCCACAGAAGCCCCCCAGGCCAAGCAGGAAGGCCCCAGCACCAAAGGCCCGGACCCAGAGCCCACCCAGCCUGGCGCCGUGAAGAACCCACCCGAGGCAGCCACAGCCCCUGCUAGCCCGAAGAGCAAGGCUGCCUCCGUCAGCACCACAAACCCUUCCCAGGGCGAGGACUUAAAAAUGGACGAAGGGAACUUCAAGACCCCAGAUAUUGACCUUGCAAAGGAUGUUUUUGCAGCCCUGGGCUCUCCUGCUCCGGCUACUGGGGCCAGUGGACAAGCCUCUGAGCUUGCUCCUUCCACUGCAGACAGCGCUGUGCCGCCGGCACCAGCAAAGACCGAGAAGGGUCCAGUAGAAACAAAGUCUGAGCCCCAGGAGUCAGAAGCAAAGCCAGCACCAACUGAAGUCAAGACGGUCCCCAACGACGCCACACAAACAAAAGAGAAUGAGAGCAAAGCAUGAUGGGUACCAAGCAACAAGCAAAGAUCAAAAUAAAAAGUGACACAGUGGCUUCACCAGAGCAUCCCCGAUCUCAUACACACACACACACACACACACACACACACACACACACACACUCAUUCUUCUAGUGUCUUUUGCCUUUAAAAACAACAAAAACAGAUAAACAUGGGAUCGCCUUUUUGUAGAUUUCUAGAAAGGGCUCCUUUGUUUCACAUUCACUUGUUAAAAAAUAAAAUGAGACAAAAAGGUUAAACCCACAGCCAAACUAGGACACUCUGUUCCCUGAAACCAUUUAAAAAUCAAACAAAAGGACCCCAAAUUAAGAAUCUAGGAAGCUCAGAAAGAAAAAGGAAAAAAAAAAAAAAAUCUAGGUUCAGGAAGGCUGCAAUUGGUGUUACCCAAUUGGCACAGUUCAGUUUCAGAAGAAUGCUUCCAAGAACUCAGACUAACCGAAUGAACCCAGUCCACAGUUUAUUUUUAUACUUUCAGUCAAGUUGAGACUGUAGAACCUCACAAAUAAGUUAUACUUUCUGUUCACUUUGUAUUUGUUCUGUAUGCAAAGUGUGGCACUCUAGCUAGCUGCGUUCAGUUCCCAUGUAGACUCCUGUUCGUAGGAAGAAUGCCAAAUCGCAGCUUAUUCAAUUUCUUUUGCUUUUGUUUUUCUUCCAUUGUUUCUUUUCUUUCCUUUUCUUCCUCUCUUCCAAGUUUCCUUUCCAGUGUUUACAAGUUGACAUGUUUGACUUUGGUUGUGUUUAAUGUCUGUGUAAAAUAGCUGCCCCCACCCCUUUUUUUCUUUAAGCAACAGGUACCCCGUAGAGGCAGGUAGAAUCCUCCCAGGUUGCUUUUAGCACAGGGUGAAGGUUACAAAAGAUGAUUGUUUACAGUGGCUCUACUCCACUCCCCCAGUUCUGAUUCAUUACAGUUUUACCUGUGUCAAACUGGGGUGAAAGCCCCCUCCUUCUGGAAUGAUUUUGCCUUUUUUUUUUUCCUGUUUGAUUCUGUUGCUGUUUCUUAGGGGGAGAUAGGGGAUGUUAGACCACUUUCAGAUUAGCUGCCACCUGUGUCUGUGACACUGGACCUGCCUCCCAGGUGUCUGCACGCCCUUCCUCUGAAGGGCCCUUUGGCUUUGUUGAAUGAAGCAGAGAAGAUUGUAUAGUUGGGGCUGGUCUUGGUGAACACACUUUUUUUUAAGCCCAAACACCCCCUUUUUGUAGAAAGCCAAAUAAAAUAUAUACAUACCAUUUCCUUUAGAGCCCAGCAUCUAGAUUUGAGCGCAAGAGCACGUGUGCUUCAGGGAAGCAGUGUCUCCUUUUGGAAAUCUGUUGAAGUAAAGUGACAUUGGCCUUCUCUUCACUUAGACAACAUUUGUAAAAACAAAUACUGUCUGGAGUUAUAAUAAAACUUUCCUGGAUCAGAAACCAAGUGUGGGGGGAAACACAGAAACUUUCAGGGGAUGGGAGGGAGGGAAGGGAAAAGCCAGCCCUUUGUAUAGAAAUUUCGCUUUUGUUUUUCAUUCUUCUUUAGAACCGCAAGCUUGUGCACUGUGGAUGCGUGAAUAUUUUAGUGUGAAACGUGUUUUUGUCAUAGUAUUGAAAUAAAACUUCAACAUAGUUUGGUUGUGGAAGGUAUAGCAGAUAGUUCAGAAAAAAAUAUUCAGGAAACAAAAAAGAAAAAUUAAAAAAAAAAACAGAAAUCCCAAAAGGAAUAGAAGCCUUUCAACAAAGGAAAUGAAAUACAAUGACGCUGAUGAAGAGGACACUAAAGCCAACAGACGUCCAUCCGACAGCUCGAGUUCCUUUCCCAAGUACAAAGCAACAAUAGGUUAGGGUGGCCAGACGGCUCCCGUGUCCACUUUGUGGGACACCCCCCCCAAUGUUCUGACACUUCUGCAGUGUGAUCAGUGGCGAUGCUAGAUUAUAAUUUCAAACUGUGAAAAAAAAUAAUGGUCUUGUCAUUUGCUCAAUGUGGGGUUAUUUUGCAUUUUCUCAGCUCCUGGGGAUGGAAAUGGAGGAUCCCAGAACACUCAGACUGGUCCCUUUCAUUCCAGGGCCUGCACAGAUCCACAGUUCACAUGCACAGGUCCUCAGGAAGAGGUAUUGGGAAGACGGUAGAGAGGACAGGCUCAUAACAGAGUGGGAGAGGUGGGCAGCACGUACGCCAGGGAGGUCCUAGGGCUGAGGGCCGGACUCCUCUGGCCACAGCCCGUCCAGUGGAAUCUGUUUUCCAUAUUGUGAAGUCAAUGGCUUGACCAGCUAGGAUGAGGGCACACAGCACCUCCUAGAAAUGGUGUAUUUCACUCUGUUUGUGGGUUGACAAAUUGAGCCCAAUUCUGAUAAAAAAAGAGUCAGAGGUAUGGCCAUCCCCAAAAUAACAUGGCCCAGGGUGGCUCACCCCCAGAACACUGGCCCCACCAUUAGCUGGAAUUUAAGACUGUCCACACUCUGAUCUGCCUUUGUCUUUAUACAUAUGUUUGUCUCAGCAUGCAUAAGUUUUUUUAUUUUCUUCUUUUUUUAAUAGCAGUAAUCUCUCUAAAAUCAAGGAGGAAGACAGCAUAUUACCCACCUGUUUUAUCUUUUAUGUGAUGAGAUAAGCACUUACAGUUUUCUAUUUUGGUUUCUUUGGGUUUUUGUUUGUUUUUGUUUUGUUUUGUUUUUAGUUUUUGGAAGGAGGGAUGGACUCCACCAGUUUCAAUGUUGCUGUGUCGUAUGUCUAUGUGGCAUACAUAUGUAUCACAUAAAGACCAGCAUGGCCAAGUUCUGCGGGAAGGCCACCCAGGUGCCAUGAGUGGGGUCUCCCAAUCCUGAAGGGCCAAGGUGUACUCAAUAAGACUCUAUGUUCUCACUUUUCUAUGGAACCUCCCACGUCCCAGGGUCUCACCCUCAGCUGUCCGUCUGGAUGGUGGUGAUCCCACCUCCAUUAACAUCCUUGCCUAGCAUUCUGUACUUCGGGGGCCUUCUCUCUUGUUAUAAAACUUUUUACUGAGUGAAACAUCAACACCACCUUUGUUUCCAUUCUCACUGCUGUAAAUACUGAGUACUAACUGAGAAUUUUGACUUUGCAUUCUGUCAGAAUACUUGUGUUCAAUAAAAAUUGAAAGAAAAAAAAAGCAA
This is a messenger RNA of Meriones unguiculatus (Mongolian gerbil), 6940 nucleotides long. It is a transcript of the gene Ncam1, whose product is annotated as neural cell adhesion molecule 1. Gene Ontology annotation, molecular function: protein binding. The transcript has 22 exons. NCBI's taxonomy places the organism in Eukaryota, Metazoa, Chordata, Mammalia, Rodentia, Muridae. The coding region runs from base 345 to 3830 and encodes 1161 amino acids. The record is from RefSeq and is a predicted model, not a curated record. Gene Ontology annotation, cellular component: membrane. Gene Ontology annotation, biological process: cell adhesion.